CCCUGCAAAACAAGAAGGAAAAAAAGAGCAUCCAAUUCGAUUCCCAUCUCGCGAUCCUCCUCUCUUCUUUUCUCUCUCUCUCUCUCUCUCUAAACAACCCCUCCAAUGGAUUCCUCCGCUUUGAGAUUAGGGCACCGUCGCCAAUUCCUAACGAGGGUUUCUCCGAUCCAUGUCGGGAUCCGAUCACUCCACCCUGCGUUCGAUUCGAAUACGAGGAGAUGGAAGAUGUUUGUUUAGAGCUGUUGCUUAUGGAGCUUGUCUGAGAGCGGGGAAACCUUGCCCCAGUGAGAGUCUUCAAAAAGAACUAGCAGAUGAGCUUAGAUCAAAUGUAGCAGAUGAAUUUGUUAGAAGGCGUGGGGACACCGAGUGGUUUCUUGAAGAAGAUUUUGAUACAUAUGUCACACAUAUUAGACAACCUCAUAUAUGGGGAGGAGAGCCCGAGCUGCUUAUGUGUUCCCAUGUCCUUCGGAUGCCAAUAACCGUCUACAUGUAUACAAAGGGAUCUGAUAGCCCCAGAAUCAUAGCAGAGUAUGGUCAGGAGUACGGCAAGGAAAAUCCAAUUCGUGUGAUUUAUCAUGGUUAUGGACACUAUGAUGCAUUACAAGCACCACUUGCAAGAACAAAAUCAAAGUUGUAUCCGAACACAUAAAGCGGUUGGCUUUGUGGCUCUGGAGUUGGAUGCAGUCAGCAUAAAUUCAUGAAAUUCAUGGAGAUUCUGCAUAAUAAAUGUUGCUUGAUAUUAAUCCACAUUUCAAAACACCGAAGGUAUGAUGUGUGACUAUCAACAAAUUGUUUGAUGUCUUCGAGUAAAGUUUCAUCCUUCUACUUCAUUGUCCAAAUCUUUGUCAUUAGUUGCUUAUAUGUAUGUGUUGGCACAUUUGUAUCUGUAUCAUUGUUCGAAUCCUUAUCAUCAGCAUGUGUCGGGUGUGUAUCGAACAAGUACUGGUAUCGAUACAUGUCCGAUAUGGACAUGAGAGCUGAAGUAUUUGUGCAGUAUAGAUGGAAAGUUACAUGGUAUGUAAGAUGGCCAACUUUGUCAGAAAAUAUGAAUUCAGGGAAUGAACAUGUUAUAAUAUCAUUUGGUGAGUGUUGAA
Messenger RNA from Ananas comosus (pineapple), 1094 nucleotides. Its product is annotated as OTU domain-containing protein At3g57810-like. The coding region runs from base 170 to 649 and encodes 159 amino acids. Lineage: Eukaryota; Viridiplantae; Streptophyta; Magnoliopsida; Poales; Bromeliaceae. The transcript has 6 exons. Gene Ontology annotation, cellular component: nucleus; cytosol. Gene Ontology annotation, molecular function: cysteine-type deubiquitinase activity. The record is from RefSeq and is a predicted model, not a curated record. Gene Ontology annotation, biological process: protein deubiquitination; endoplasmic reticulum unfolded protein response.